CAAAGGCUAACACCGGCCUCCCCGGUUUCCGCCACCGCCUCCCUCUCCGCCGCCACCACUGGCAAGGACGGCGGCGGCGAGGACCGCAUCAGCGCUCUUCCAAGCGACCUCCUUUGCAACGUCGUCUCUCGCCUCCCCGUCAAGGAUGCUGCCCGCACCGGCGCGCUCUCCCAGCGCUGGCGGGGCCUCUGGCGCGCCGCCCCGCUCGUCCUCGACGACGCCCACCUCCUCCCGGACGCCGCCGCGGCGUCCCGCGUCCUCGCCUCCCACCCGGGCCCCUGCCGCUCCGUCCGGCUCGUCAACAACCUCAUCGACGAGUCCAACAAGGACGCGCUCCUCGCCGAGUGGCUCCGCCUCCUCGCCGACAAAGGCGUGGAGGAUCUCAUCCUCGCCAACGACCCUUGCUCCCGUGGAGCGAUGCCCGUGCAGCUACCGCCGUCCCUCCUCAGCUGUGGCGCCUCGCUCCGCCGCCUCUACCUCGGCGUCUGGCUCUUCCCUUUCACCAUCGACCUCCGGCGCGGCCCCGGCGUCUUCCCCCACCUCCAGGAGCUUGGCAUCUGUCACGGCAUCACCCAGGAGCGUGACCUCCAGUACAUGCUCGCUUGCAGCCCCAAGCUGGAGAUCUUGGCGCUCAUCGGCACCUUCUGCCUCCCCGACCGCGUCCGCGUCCGCCACCAAAGCCUCCGUUGCGUGGUGCUCUGGCAUUCUCUGGUGGACGAGGUCGGCGCCAUGGCCGCCCCGCAGCUGCAGCGGCUCAUCAUCUACUGCACCAACUCCACUGGGCCUGGAAUCGGAAGGACCAUCAAGGUCAAGAUAGGCCGUGCUCCUCAGCUCGCCGUGCUCGGCUACUUGGACACGGCCAAGCACGUGCUUGAGAUCGGCAACACCAUCAUCAAGGCUGGGGUGACAAAGGUUUGCCCAAGUACAGUGGUUCCAAGCGUCAAGGUGUUAACUCUUAAGGUGCGAUUCAGAGUCGCUGCUGAAGUGAAAACUUUGCUGGGCUUCUUGAGAUGCUUCCCUGAAGUAGAGACCUUGCACAUUAUGGCUUCCGACAAUGACACCGACUACUACGAGGACCAUGGCCAAGUCAAGGUAAGGGACAGGCUCAGUUCCACCUUCUGGCAGCGGGUCGGUCCGAUCGGAUGCAUGGAGUCGCGUGUCAAGAGGGUGGUGUUCGAUCAGUUCACCGGGUGGACAAACGAGGUUGGGUUCCUGAAGCUGGUCCUUGGGAGAGCUGUGCUGCUGCAGAAGGUGACAGUCGUGCUGGCCCGUCCGGAUUCUGCGGCGAUGAGUGAGGCCAUGCGCAAACUGCAGCCGUUGGCUUCCAAGAGAAUGUGGGCCACUAAGGUUGUGGACAAUCUUUCCUUUGAAGUCUGUGGGCGCGUGGCAGGUCAUUUGUGUUGGUACAAAGAAGCAUCUGAUCUUUCUAUCAGUGACCCGUUCAUUUCUAUGUUAGGGCUGCACUGAUGGAGCAUUUCUUAGAAGCUAGAGCAUCGCCGUUUGGCUGUUUGAGUGACUUAUUUCUAUGUUAAGGCGGUACUGAUGGAGCGUUCAUUGGCGUUAUCGUUUAAAUGACUCGUAUCUCUGUAUGAAUGUUAGUGAUGCAUCGUUCAGUUAGCAGCCCUUUUUUGGGUGUUGGAGAUUUAGGGUGCAAAAGACUUUCAUAUCUUGGAUAUGCAGUUACUGUGGCUGGUCCUUAACGUUGCUAUCUGAACGAUAAAUAUUGUGUCUGCACUCGAGGUGAUUUCCACAUGUUGGUAUAUGCACUCAAUGUAAUUUUCAUGGCCUGACUCUGCUAAUGUUGCAAUUUGGCAAGAUUUAUACUCAGUUUCAAUGCUCAACGCGCUGGUUUGUCGUAAGUUGUGGAACAGCUCCUGAGAAUUGCUCAAAGUUUCAGACUCCCUAUAAGGGAUAGAAACUUUGAUAAUCCUUCUACGCCCCUUCAUGCACUCUCGUUACAUUUUCAGUUAAAAUGGAUCAGAACUGACCAUCUUAUCACUAAUUCACCGUCCUUAGGUCCACCUGUAAUGCACUUAUUAAUUAUAAUUCAGCGAACAAAAAUUGAACAGAAAGCCCCCUGUUCUCCAUGCCAAAUUUUGAAGCUAAAUGUUCAGAAGCAUGAAUCAAUCAAAACAAUGAUCCAAAUGGUCUGAAACUUUCCCAUCUUACUCAUAUAUAUGUAUUCUUCAAUUUCUGGGUACUUUUCAAAAAUUUCUGAAACUGCGAAAUUUCUGUCAAAAUACAGUCAAAUUUUGAAGACAACAUUUGGGCAUCAUUUUGACCAUACUAGGACUCGGAUCAACCAACAUACAACACACGGAGAAUGAGCCUUCAGAGCGCCUCUUACCUACUGCCCUACUGAUUGAACAUUGGCUUCAACAGAAAAAAAUAACAGCAAAUAUGUUGCUUUUAUGUGUUUCUCAUCGUGAAUUCCAGUGUAGGUUGGAAUACAUAG
Messenger RNA from Triticum urartu, 2455 nucleotides. Its product is annotated as F-box/FBD/LRR-repeat protein At5g53840-like. Gene Ontology annotation, molecular function: protein binding. Lineage: Eukaryota; Viridiplantae; Streptophyta; Magnoliopsida; Poales; Poaceae. The record is from RefSeq and is a predicted model, not a curated record.